Folsomia candida is the source of this 2628-nucleotide messenger RNA. RefSeq lists its product as uncharacterized. NCBI's taxonomy places the organism in Eukaryota, Metazoa, Arthropoda, Collembola, Entomobryomorpha, Isotomidae. The record is from RefSeq and is a predicted model, not a curated record. The coding region runs from base 1623 to 2453 and encodes 276 amino acids. The transcript has 3 exons.
GGCCACCCCUUUAAGAAGGUUGACUUGAAUAUGCAUAACAUCGUCAUCCAUGUCUGUUAAGAGUCUCAAGAAUCGUACAUACUUGGUUAAAUGGCCAAGUGGUUUUUAGCACGCGUUGGAUGGAAGUCUGUAAGUAAUACGCUGAGCAGAAGAGGAUUAUGAGCGUAUGUUUUUUGACCGAUGGCAACGUUACGUCGAACGGUCUCUGAGAAUAAUGUUGUGACGAUGAUGCAUAUUAUUUUAUGUAUUUGGUGACUAAUACGUACGAUGCAUUGUAUUGUUGAAUAUUGCCUAUUGUUGGGAAGGAGUGGAAACACGUAUGCAAAGUUGAAAGGAGGAAAGUCAUGGUCAUAUGAAGCGUUCGGAGUCCAAGUUUUUUUAUGCGGCCCGGUUAUUACUGGUAUCACGCGGUGAUUAUUAAGUACACGGUUACGAAUUCGUCAGCCCCACAUGCAAUAAAAUAAAGCAGACUAGUAUAACUAAAUACAUAUGUAGAUAUGUACAUAUAAGCACAACCGGAAACUUAACGAGAUGAGUGGACCAGCAUAAGGUGAGUGAGUAGUGAUGCUACUGCUGGAGUCGUGAACUUUAACAAAAGAGUAGCCAUGUAGUUAACAGAAUUUGAACAAAGGGUAACAAAAGCCAAAUGGAACUCGAUUUUAGAUCUAUUCUCAUUUUCAAAUUCACAACUUUGCAUAGUUAUUAGGCAAAACCUUCAGUAAACCAAAUACUUAAAUGUUGAGUAACACAUCCGAUCAGCAUAGCUUCUUGUGGUAAUUAUAUACUCAUUAAAAAGUCGUAAAAGUUUCAUCUUGUGGUAAAGAAUGAGUACAGAUUAUAAUAAGAAUGAAAUGUUGGCACGUGAUAAUUGGCCCCAUGAAUGUAUCUGCUUCUAACGGGUUUUAAAAGUAUGAUGAAAUGAAGGUGAAACCUAAACUUCUUAACGAGCUGAGUUACUAGGAUGGAUAAAAAUUUGGAAUAAUAAAGAAAGAAUGUAUGCCGUACUACUUAUACGUAAACUACUUUGGUUCUAUAAUUCUUUCGUUUAAACAAACUCUCAAGUUUUUAAAGAAUUAGCACAUCUAAUUUGAAUUACUACGCUAACUACUGAAUCUGAGAUAAGAAAUUACAACUCAACAUGUCAAAUUUUCCCCGUAGAAAAAUAGCGUUAGCGAGCACACGUAAAAAGUGCGAAACAAAUCCGUGCAAAACAAAGAGCUUUUCCGGGUUCAAUCUGCUCCGCAAGAAAUCGCAGGAUCAAUGGCGAUGCUGCAUCCAUUCAUGAAUAUGCAGUAGGAUUGCGAGCCCUGUUAUCCGGAGGAACUCGAGUCUAUGGCAAUUGAUUGUGGAGAAAGUAGGUUGAGACAAGGCUCAUACUUUCACUUUCUCUCCUCCUCUCUUGGAGAGAGCAAAGAGUCCGCAAGGGACCCGACUGACACGAAAGUAAAUUGCGGUAAUUAUGUAACGGACAUUGGCCCUCCCAAAAAAGCUAAUCAACUCGGGUGCAUAAUUUAGUAGCAGUUCACUGGGAACAAUUCACUAUGAUUUCUCCUUUUUCUGGGGAGAAAGCUGUCCAAAAAAGGUCCUUAUUUUCCACGGGGUAGCUACCAGCUUGCCUAAUCAUGGUGAUGAUAAGCCCCUGUUCCGGGUGCGACACACCCACACUGGCCAGAAUACUGGCUCUUUUCGAAGCGGUAUCUGGAAUCGCAACAAUAAUAAAAUCGGCCUGGUGGUACUGGUUCUUUAGAAUUCCGGUCAAGCAGAAAAGAAGGAAUUCCAUUCCAGAACCCAUCAUAACAAGACAUCUCGACGACAGUGGAGAAAAUCCAGAACCUGGAGGAGAAAGUUUGGGAUUAGUGGAUCAACUUCCGUUUGACGGUAUUCCUCCAACAGUGUGUCAAAUUCAACCAGAUUUUGUCACAAACAACACUGCAGAGAUAGAUUCGAUUGCAAGUAGUGCGAAUGAGGAAGCAAAUGCCGACAACGUUCUGUGGACAAUUACCGGUCUAGUAAUGGGAACAUUGAACAUUGUCCUGGCGCUUUUUCUCUUACUCGGCCUAGCAAAUGUGAACUAUGUAUUUUUAGUUGGAUGGUGCUUAUCCUGCCCGAUAUUUUACCUCUUGGACUGCAUCCUGUUCACCUUUCUCUUGAAGCACUGCACAAGCAAGGAACGGUUCGAGAGAUGCAAAUCUCACUACAUUGCAUCAACAAUUUUCUCCUUCAUUUUCAACUCGUAUUUUCUAUGGGUCGGCAUUUCCGUCAUUUAUUGGUGCAAUUGUCGAAGGGAUCCGUUCGACUGCAAAUUUCAGAGAGAUUACUGUCACUCUUUUAACCUAAAUUUUUCCGGUGGUGCGGGGGACCGUGGACUUGAAGAUGGCGGCGGUGGUGGGGGCGAGUCCAGCUUUUAUGACCUUACCGAAAUUUAUCAUCCUUUUGGAACGGCGAGCUUGUAAUUAUUUUAUAUCUAUCAACCAAGCAGAGAGAGAGAUUAUUACACGGGUGAAGGGCGAAUGAAAUGAAAGGGACAUAAUUUUUGACCUGACCUUAUCCUCUACAAUUUUUACUUUUUGUGAUAGCAUAUCUAUGAAUAAAUAUGAAAGUAUAAAUUGCUUGAGCAUGACAAACAAA